AUGGCCGAUUUCUUGCGCAAUGCCGUCUUUGACCUCAUCAAACGCGAGGCUGCAGACGCCGACCCAGAUGAGCCUGAGGCCGGCCAGAAAGAGAUCUUCGCAUCAUGGUCGCUAUUCAUCCUCAUCAUGCUACUCAUCGUCGCCCUAUUCACCAGUUACAUGCUCCAGACGAGGAAGAUUCAGGCCGUACACGAGACUGUCUUGUCCAUCUUUGCAGGAAUGGUCAUUGGCCUGAUCCUCCGCCUUACCGCUGCCCAAUCCGUCCUCGGUGCCGUCAGCUUUGACUACCAGUUCUUCUUCAACCUCCUCCUACCACCUAUCAUUCUAGCCUCGGGCUAUGAACUACACCAAGGAAACUUUUUCCGCAACAUCGGAACUAUCCUCACCUUUGCUUUCGCCGGUACCUUCAUCUCCGCCAUGGUCCUGGGUCUUAUCCUCUACGUUUGGACCCGAAUCCCCCUCGAGGGCCUGGACAUCACCUUUGUCGAAGCCAUCUCCGUCGGCGCAACUCUGUCCGCUACCGACCCUGUCACAAUCCUUGCCAUUUUCAACACCUACAAAGUCGAUCCCCAACUAUACACUGUCAUCUUUGGAGAAUCCAUCCUCAAUGAUGCCAUCGCCAUCGUCUUGUUCGAGACGGCCCAGAAAUAUAGAGAAGGCGCUGCUAAGGGUCACUUGACAAUACUGAGCUUAUUUGAAAGUAUCGGCGUCUUCUUGCUGGUAUUCUUUGGCAGUCUAAUGAUUGGCUUGAUUGUUGGUAUUGGCACGAGUUUACUGCUGAAGUAUACCUUGGUCAGACGCUUCCCCAAAAUCGAGAGCUGUCUCGUCGUUCUCAUCGCUUACGCAUGCUAUUUCUUCUCAAAUGCUAUACACAUGUCUGGAAUCGUGUCUCUCCUGUUCUGCGGAAUCUGCAUGAAGCACUACGCAUACCACAACAUGUCCCGUCGAACCCAGCUGACGACAAAAUUCAUUUUUCAGGUCAUGGCUCAACUCUCCGAGAACUUCAUCUUCAUCUAUCUUGGACUUUCACUCUUCACUGAAUCGGGGCUCGAGUACAAACCUCUGUUUAUUCUCGUUACCGUGGUCGGAAUCUGUGUUGCUCGAUACUGCGCCGUCUUCCCCCUAUCUAAGGCCAUCAAUUAUUUCAUCCGGUACAGAGCUCGCAAGCUUGGGCGCGAGGAAGCGGAUGUUCUGCCCAAGAACCACCAGAUGAUGCUCUACUGGGCGGGCCUUCGUGGUGCUGUCGGUGUUGCCUUGGCUGCUGGAUUACAAGGUCCCAACGGAUUUGCUCUUCGUGCUACAGUUCUGGUGGUUGUGGUCUUGACUGUCAUCAUCUUCGGUGGCACCACAGCACGUAUGCUGGAAAUUCUAGAAAUUCGCACGGGAGUCGUGGAAGAAAUCGACAGCGACGACGAAUUCGACAUUGAAGUCGUACCCGGUUCCGGCGGAACAUUCACUAAGAAAGGUGGAGCUGGUUUCGGACACAUGCCACGCCCGAGUCUGGCGGGAGGUAUAUCACUGGCCAGUGUUGCAAACGGACGACCACGCGCGGAGAGCAGAUCAAACAGAGCGGCCUUGUACAGUACUAGCAAUGCUAGCAGUCCGCCCAUCCGUCCUGGUGACGGGCUUGGCCGAAGGGCAAGCAGUAGAAGCGCAAGAGACCAGGCAGCAGCCGAACAAGGUCUGCUCUAUCCUGACCAAAUCGGAGAUGCGUCUGACGAUGAUGAAUCAGGGCUCGACUUGCCACCAUCAGCCAGACGGUCGCCACUCAGAGAUACAUUCCCCACUGCCACGGAAGAGGAAACGCCGUAUGCUGAUGCCAGGGCCAUCGAGGCAGGCCAAGCAGAGUCAAGUCAUCUGACUGCUCGUGGCGCGUUCAGUCAGCUGAUGAACGCGACCGCCGAAGAUGCGGGCACCCUGUUCUCAAGGAUUGAUGAAGGGUUCAUCAAGCCGCAUUUGUUAUUGGACCCUGGCGGCACAAGGUCACCUCGCCCUCAUGGAGGAAGUGCUUAG
Aureobasidium pullulans EXF-150 is the source of this 2013-nucleotide messenger RNA. Its product is annotated as sodium/hydrogen exchanger. The transcript is spliced from 5 exons. Gene Ontology annotation, biological process: vacuolar acidification; sodium ion transport; proton transmembrane transport. Lineage: Eukaryota; Fungi; Ascomycota; Dothideomycetes; Dothideales; Saccotheciaceae. Gene Ontology annotation, cellular component: late endosome; fungal-type vacuole membrane; early endosome. Bases 1 to 2013 code for a protein of 670 amino acids. The record is from RefSeq and is a predicted model, not a curated record. Gene Ontology annotation, molecular function: sodium:proton antiporter activity.